This is a messenger RNA of Drosophila sechellia, 1563 nucleotides long. RefSeq lists its product as uncharacterized. The transcript is spliced from 5 exons. The coding region runs from base 93 to 1208 and encodes 371 amino acids. The record is from RefSeq and is a predicted model, not a curated record. NCBI's taxonomy places the organism in Eukaryota, Metazoa, Arthropoda, Insecta, Diptera, Drosophilidae.
CAAAAAAACAAAAAGCAUUCCGAGCGCUAAGAAAUAUAUAUCUUUCGACUUGACUUCAUUCGCAUUCCGGUUGACUGUGUCGCGCCUGCAGCAUGUCUGAAAAGCCGACUGUUCUGAUUUUGGGUGGCUGCGGCUUCAUUGGACGCAACUUGGCCACUUAUCUGCUGGACAAUGAACUGGCGCAGGAAAUACGACUGGCCGAUAAGACCCCUCCGCAGAUGGCAUGGCUGAACGAGGAGCAAACGCGGGUCUUCGAGAGCGAUCGUGUGGAGUUCUGCAGCGCCAACCUAAUAAACGCCGCCUCUUGCAAGGCGGCUUUUGCGCCACACCCCACCACCGGCCGGGCCUGGGACAUUGUCAUCAAUUGUGCGGCCGAGACGCGUGCCAACCAGGAUGAUGCCGUGUACAAGGAGGGUAUCCUCAAGCUCAGUUUGAACUGCGCCAAUGAGGCGGCUAACCAGCGGGUCAAACGGUACGUGGAACUCAGCUCCGGUUGCGUGAACAGCAGCGAGAAGACGCCGCUGAAAGAGGACUGCAAGACGGAUCCCUGGACGGGCGUGGCCAAGCAGAAGCUGAAGGUGGAGAAGGAACUGGCCAACAUCGACGAUCUCAGUUACACGGUCGUCCGUUUGCCCGUGGUCUAUGGCAUUGGCGAUAAGCGCUAUUUGAUGCCGCGCAUUAUAAUCGCUGCCAUAUACAAAUACCUGAACGAGACAAUGAAGCUGCUGUGGAACGAUGCCAUGCGUUUGAAUACGGUGCACGUAUCGGACGUGUGCGCUGCCGUUUGGCAAUUGGCUCAGAGUCCCAAGACCGCCGGUCAGAUCUACAACAUCUGCGAUGAUUCAGCAUCGACGCAGGGCACCAUUAGUAAUCUUUUAGUGGAUAUUUUCGACAUCAAUUUGGAUUUCUUCGGCCUUGUAAUGUCGAAUUUGGCAAAACUUUAUCCCACGGACACCGUCAGUGAAAUCAACGACAAGCACAUGGCACCCUGGGCCGAGAUUUGCCAGCGCAAUGGCAUCGACAACACCCCGCUGACACCGUACCUAGAUGAGGAGCAGCUCCAGCACAAGCACCUCUACUUGGAUAACACGAAACUGAAAGACUUUGGCUACGUGCUGCAGCAUCCGAAAGUGACUCGCGAGCUGCUCAUGGAGAUGAUUGACGACUAUGUGAAGCAGCAAUUGUUUCCGAAAUCGUUGGUUCUUUGACUCACUGCUCCUAUCAAAAGAUUGCACCACGUUGACACGCACUCGGACCCGGAGACAUAUAUUCCCUGUAGCUUGUAGCCCACUAGUUCUUUAAACGAUUAUCAAACCUCUUCCAAUUUGUAUACGGACACGGAUACUCUCACAUACACGCUGUGCUGUAUCUCCGUUUUUUAUCACAAAAGUGUACUUAUAGUAUUAUAGAACCCAUAUAUUUUUUAUACAUUCCAGUCGAUCCAGCGAUAUAUGCGUUUUUGCGUACGAGUAGUUUAUUAUUGAGACUAACAAUUGUAUUCCAUUGUGAUUAGCUAAGUGACCAACCGCAAUCGACAAUUAAAAUGCACUUGUUUAGAGUUUA